Messenger RNA from Mycotypha africana, 525 nucleotides. RefSeq lists its product as uncharacterized. Bases 1 to 525 code for a protein of 174 amino acids. The record is from RefSeq and is a predicted model, not a curated record. The transcript has a single exon. Lineage: Eukaryota; Fungi; Mucoromycota; Mucoromycetes; Mucorales; Mycotyphaceae.
AUGAAGUUUGCUACUGUAUCUAUUAUCCUCUUCGCGCUAGGUUUAUUCACUUGCCUUGUUCAAGCACUUCCCGUUCACUCUAGCCUCACAAGACGAGCUCCCAAAUAUCAAAUCCAACUCCAAUCUGCUACUGCCUUCUGUUCCUUUUUACCGCCUCAUCCGGGAGAUGAUGUAGGCGCUACCGAAAACGAUGGUAAACCUUUCUGUACUGAUGCUUCAUUGGGCGGUCAAGUUUUUCCUUCCGGUUUUAUCAAGUCAGCUCAUUUUGCUAAAACCUCUACUUAUGCUCAGGUCACGGGUCGCAUUGAUGGUUCUAAGUACAAGCUCAAUCCUUCCGAUGGUGGCGGACAAUAUGAUAACAAAGAUGUGGCCCCAACUACCUGUAAUGGUUACAAAUACUUUGUAAAUUUAAUUGAACCUGAUGCCAACACCUUUUGUAUUCGUUGCUGUAAGAAUCAAGCUGAUUGUAAAUUGGGUAUCUCAACGUACGGAUGUCAAAGGAUCGUACCGGGAAACUACAACUAA